Dunckerocampus dactyliophorus (ringed pipefish) is the source of this 1634-nucleotide messenger RNA. It is a transcript of the gene fibpa, whose product is annotated as fibroblast growth factor (acidic) intracellular binding protein a. NCBI's taxonomy places the organism in Eukaryota, Metazoa, Chordata, Actinopteri, Syngnathiformes, Syngnathidae. The transcript is spliced from 12 exons. Gene Ontology annotation, biological process: platelet aggregation. Gene Ontology annotation, molecular function: fibroblast growth factor binding. The record is from RefSeq and is a predicted model, not a curated record. Gene Ontology annotation, cellular component: nucleus. Bases 434 to 1432 code for a protein of 332 amino acids.
GGUGACGUUAUAAACCCGGAAGUAGAUGUGUGGCGACUGCUGUUGUUGACAGUUUGCAUCCACAGCAUUGUACGUACGUUGACCUGAAGUAAAGAAAACAAAAUCGGCUUUAAGGAAGACUUUAGUUAAUUACCGCACUAUUUUAUGAUUAUUCUGGUUUAGCCUUUUGGUGUGCCUUUAUUGGCAUUUUUCCUUUCGCGACGCUGCAAACUUUGCGACGAGGCUAGCACGAGAAGCUAGCAUGUAGCAACAAGUUAAGCUAGACAGAGAGUCAUGUGAUUGUAGUUUGUCGCUAAAGGUGUUUGGGAGGACGCCAUAACAAGAUGGCUGUGGAGCUGGAUGUGUUUGUGGGUAACACCACCAUUAUGGACGAGGAGGUUUAUCAGCUCUGGUUGGAUGGAUACACAGUCCCAAAUGCUGGUACUAUGUGGGAAUGCAUAAAGUAAAUGACGCGGUGAAGGUAAGAAUGGAGGGCGGCGUGCUGGAGGAGUGCGAAGCCAGUGCAGAUGUUCUGCUGAGCGACACCAUGGACCAGUACAGAACUUUCCAGAUGUGCGAGCGUCUGCUGCACAGCCCGGCCAAACUGGCCAACCAGCUGCUGUUCCAGAUCCCGCCUCAUCGACAAGCCAUGCUGAUAGAGAGAUACUACGCUUUUGAUGAUGCAUUUGUGCGUGAAGUUCUGGGGAAGAAGCUGUCAAAAGGAACCAAGAAAGACUUGGACGAUAUCAGUGCCAAGACGGGUGUGACUCUGAAAAGCUGCAGACGUCAGUUUGACAACUUCAAGCGUGUUUUCAAAGUCGUGGAAGAGCUAAAGGGCCCCCUAGUGGAGAACAUACGUCAGCAUUUCCUUCUCUCUGACAAGCUUGCAAGGGAUUACGCUGCCAUUGUUUUCUUUGCCAACAAUCGCUUUGAGACGGGGAAAAGGAAGCUGCAGUAUCUCACAUUCCAGGACUUUGCUUUCUGCGCCGGGCAGCUUAUCAGCCACUGGACAGUCGGAGCCGUUGAUAACAUGGUGGAUGACAUGGACGUGGAUCUAGACAAAGAAUUUCUACAAGAGCUGAAAGAGCUGAAGAUUUUGAUCUCUGACAAAGAUCUGCUGGAUCAACACAAAAGUCUUGUCUGCACGGCCCUCAGGGGGAAAACUAAAGCUUAUAACGAGAUGGAGGCCAAUUUCAAGAAUCUUUCCAGAGGCCUAGUAAACAUCGCAGCCAAGUUAACCAACACAAAAGACGUCCGUGAUUUCUUCAUUGACCUUGUGGAGAAGUUUAUUGAGCCGUGUCGCUCCGACCGAUGGACGGCGUCGGACACGAAGCUGUAUCUGACUCACUACGCCAACUCCGUACACAUACUGGACACCUUCAAACAUCAAGUUGUGUGGGACAGAUACAUGGGCGUCAUCAAAAGCUGCAUCUUCAAAAUGUAUCACGACUGAAAAGGUUUUUCUCCACCCCUUCUUGCUGUCGUUUUGUUUAACCCCCGUCCAAGCUGUUAUCUUAUCCCCCUCGGUUUGUGCUUCCCCUUGUUUGUCUUGUGAGUAAUUCUUAUGCGUUAUUAUAUCCCCCGGACUGCUGGUGUCCUCUCGGUGUCUAUAUGUUUGGUUUGUAAAUAAAAAGAGCAUAUUUACACCAAGAUGU